AUGCCCUGUUUACAUACGUCUAUUCCCACCGGCUCCUGGAUCCUGAUGACGGGUGCCAGCGGCUUCCUCGCCUCUCAUAUCUGCCUUCAAUUCCUGGGAAGGGGCUUCAAGGUCCGAGGCGCCGUUCGUGAUCCAACCGAAUCCUCAUGGCUCUUGGAAGGCCGCUUCAAGCCCUACGCCGACACGGGCGCCAUCGAGCUUGUCUCAGUCCCUGAUCUCGGCGCAGAUGGCGCCUACAACGUGGCAAUCAAAGGCGUUGCCGCUGUCGUUCACACAGCCUACGUUACCAACAUUGUCCCUGACCCAAACGCCGUCAUCACCCCCAUGGUAACCGGCGUUCGGUCCAUCAUGAACGCUGCCAUCCGCGAGCCCUCAGUCAAGGCGGUCGUGUUCACCAGCAGCGCGCUUACUGCCUCGCCGCUUGCUCCUGGUGUCGACAAUGGCACCAUCGGGCGAGACUCGUGGAAUGAUGCUGUCCUUGAAGCGGCAUGGGCACCGCCUCCGUAUGGCAUGUCCCAUGCCAUGGCCAAAUACCCUGCCAGCAAGGUGGCCGCUGAGAAAGAAGUAUGGAAGAUUGUCGAGAGACUCGGAAAUGACCUCCACUUCAAUGUCAAUGUUGUGUCUCCCGCGGGCUUGACCGGCGAGCCGCUCAACAAGAAACAUAUUGAAGGGCAGGCCAACUGGGUGGUUCACGCCUACAGGGGCAACAAAGCGGCUAUGGAUGCAUUGCCGGCAUCCUUCUACGUCGAUGUGAAAGACGUGGCCUUGAUACAUGUGGCAGCGGUUCUGGAUCCCGAGAUCAACAAGGCACGAAUCCAAGCUUGGGGCCAUAGUGCUCACUGGAAUGAGAUACUCGCUAUACUGCGGAGGCUUCGUCCGGAGAAGAAGUUUGUCGAUGACUACCCCGAUGCGCAGCAUCUCAAGGUGUCAAUCGACCAAACAGAGGCUGUGGCGCUCUUGAAGAAGUGGUCCGACAAACCAGACAAGAAUUAUGACGGAUGGACGUCGUUGGAGGACAGCAUCUUUGAGAAUAUCACGAAUCCAUACCUUGAGGGAUGA
This is a messenger RNA of Canariomyces notabilis, 1059 nucleotides long. RefSeq names its product putative aldehyde reductase 2. The coding region runs from base 1 to 1059 and encodes 352 amino acids. Lineage: Eukaryota; Fungi; Ascomycota; Sordariomycetes; Sordariales; Chaetomiaceae. The transcript is spliced from 2 exons. Gene Ontology annotation, molecular function: 3-beta-hydroxy-Delta5-steroid dehydrogenase (NAD+) activity. The record is from RefSeq and is a predicted model, not a curated record. Gene Ontology annotation, biological process: steroid biosynthetic process.